Molecule: messenger RNA, 3064 nt
Organism: Pyrus x bretschneideri (Chinese white pear)
Lineage: Eukaryota; Viridiplantae; Streptophyta; Magnoliopsida; Rosales; Rosaceae
Product: endoplasmic reticulum metallopeptidase 1
Exons: 13
Coding region: 184-2919 (911 amino acids)
Biological process (GO): proteolysis
Molecular function (GO): metalloexopeptidase activity
Source: RefSeq, a predicted model, not a curated record
UACAAAAAUAAAAUUUAACGGUUAAAAGUGUAGGCAUCGUAACCGAAUUAUGAAAUCGAAAUCUCAGUCCACUUACAAGUGUUGAUAAAGCAAAAGCCACGAUGGUCUGACUUUUUAGAUUUAUUCAGACUGCAACCAAUAUCCAAUCACAGUUUUUCCUACUUUCUCCGACGACACUUCGCAAUGCGACGGAGGCCCCAGCAGACUCCGGCACCCGCCACCGCCAAUCCAUCACCCACCGGAGCAGAACCAGUUUCCACUUCAUGGGUCGGACAGCAGAGGCCUCGGCGGUCACCAUUCGUUUGGCUCACCUUGUUCCUGGCCAUCGGAUACUGUUCUUAUGGAGUUUACCAAUACCAGUUUGAGAGCUUGCCCGAGCCGCUCACGGCGGACCAGGCCGGAAAGCGCGGCUUCUCUGAGUUUUCAGCUCUCAAACACGUCGAGGCCUUGACCCAAUUGGGCCCUCACUCUGUCGGCUCCAAUGCUCUCAACCUAGCUCUCCAGUAUGUUUUGGCAGAAGCUGAGAAGAUCAAGAAAACUGCUCACUGGGAGGUUGAUGUUGAAGUGGACUCGUUCCAUGUCGAAUUGGGAGCAAAUCGAAUGGUUGGUGGCCUGUUCAAGGGAAGAACACUUGUAUAUGCGGAUCUAAAUCAUAUUGUUGUAAGAGUUUUGCCAAAGUAUGCGCCUGAAUCAGUAGAUAAUGCGAUUCUGGUCUCUUCCCACAUCGACACUGUCUUCUCAACGGGAGGGGCUGGAGAUUGCAGUUCGUGUGUAGCCGUCAUGUUGGAACUUGCUCGUGGGGUUUCCCAGUGGGCUCAUGGAUUUAAGCAUGCUGUUAUAUUUUUGUUUAAUACUGGGGAGGAGGAGGGUCUAAAUGGUGCUCAUAGCUUUAUAACUCAGCAUCCGUGGAGUACAACUAUUCGUCUGGCUGUUGAUUUGGAGGCUAUGGGUAUUGGAGGGAAGUCUGGCAUAUUUCAGGCUGAUGCUUGGUCUAUUGAGAAUUUUGCCUCGGUAGCAAAAUACCCGUCUGGCCAAAUUAUAGGACAGGAUAUAUUUUCUUCUGGAGCCAUAAAAUCUGCAACAGAUUUCCAAGUAUAUAAGGAGGUUGCGGGCCUUCCAGGGCUCGACUUCGCGUACACAGAUAACACUGCAGUAUACCAUACAAAGAAUGACAAAAUCGAGCUUCAUACAUUAGGAUCUCUUCAGCAUCUUGGAGAAAAUAUGCUUGCUUUUCUGCUAAAGAUUGCUGCUUCCUCUCAUCUUCCAAAAGCCAGUGCAGUGGUAGAAGAGAAUAAGGGCGAGACUGCUGCCAUAUAUUUUGACAUAUUGGGGUCGUAUAUGAUCGUGUAUCGUCAACGCUUUGCAAAUAUGCUUCAUAAUUCAGUGAUAGCGCAAUCACUUCUGAUAUGGACUACGUCAUUGCUUAUGGGUGGUUAUCCGGCUGCAAUUUCAUUGACCUUGUCAUGUUUGAGUAUCAUAUUAAUGUGGAUAUUCGCAAUAAGUUUCGCUCUUCUUCCUGCCUUCAUUAUAUCACUAAUAUCUUCUUCACCAGUGCCAUAUGUUGCAAACCCAUGGCUAGUAAUUGGGUUAUUUGGCGCACCUGCUCUUAUUGGGGCGUUAAGUGGUCAAUAUCUGGGUUAUCUUGGUCUGCAUACGUAUUUGUCAAAAGUAUACGCCAAGAAAAAACAACUCUCACCUGAUAUACAAGCUGGUUUGGUUAAAUUAGAGGCUGAAAGAUGGCUCUACAAAUCUGGAUCUCUUCAGUGGCUCGUUCUCCUCAUUUUGGGAACCUAUUACAAAAUUGGAUCAACUUAUUUGGCUCUUGCUUGGUUGGUCCCACCAGCAUUCGCAUAUGGCUUUCUUGAAGCGACUCUAACCCCAGCUCGAUUCCCCAAGCCACUCAGACUUGCAACCCUGCUGAUAGGAUUAGCUGUACCAAUAUUAAUUUCUUCCGGCGGAUUUAUUCGGCUGGCUGGAAUGGUAAUUGGGACUGUGGUUCGACUUGACAGGAACCCAGGUGGCACCCCCGAGUGGCUAGCGAAUGUUAUAGUUGCUGUUUUUGUUGCUAUUGUUGUGUGCCUGACUUUGGUGUAUCUCCUGUCAUAUAUUCAUCUUUCAGGUGCCAAGAGAUCGAUUGUCCUUUCAACUUGCAUGCUGUUCGGCCUCUCACUUGCUGUUGUAUUGUUGGGUAUCGUUCCACCAUUUACCGCAGACACAUCCAGAGCUGUAAAUGUUGUGCAUGUUGUAGAUACGACAGGAAGCAUUGAUGGAAACCAAGAUCCUAGAUCAUAUGUGUCUUUGUUUUCUUUCACUCCUGGAAAGUUGACAAAGGAGGCUGAGCAAAUUAAUGAAGGUUUCAGAUGUGGUAGAGACAAAGUUGUUGAUCUUGUAACCUUUUCAGCCAAGUACAGUUGUUGGACUUAUGAUGACAGUGACAGUGGAUGGAGCAAAUCAGAUAUACCCACAAUGAACGUUGGUAGCGAUACUCAUGGUAAUGAAAGAACAACACGAGUACUACUUGAUACAAAAGGUUCAACACGCUGGACACUUGCUAUCAACGCUGAUGACAUAGAAGAUUUCACAUUCAAAGUUGCAGGAAGCUCGGAGGAAUUGGCUUCUUUGGGUGACAUGAGUAGCGUAGAUGGAUGGCACGUUAUCCAGUAUUCCGGAGGACAAAAUGCACCAACAAGGUUCGAUCUUGCACUCUUCUGGUCUCAAAACUCUACCCGGCUGGCUCACGAUGUUGAAGGGAAGAGAGACGAGCACGCUCCCCUUCUAAGGUUAAGAACUGAUAUGGACAUAGUGACUCCUAAAGUCGAAAGAGUUCUAUCGAAGCUUCCUCCUUGGUGUUCGCUGUUUGGCAAGUCGACGUCCCCCCACACCCUUGCAUUUUUGAGCAAUCUUCCUGUUAAUUUUUAGGUGCUUCGAGUUUAAUUUAUACGUUUUACUUGCAAUAACAUAGGAAAUUUCAGAUUGAAGAAAAGAAAAUGAAUUAUAUGUAAGCAGACACACAAAUUGGUUUGUCCAAGGAUAUAUGGGUUUUAAUAUAGCAUUACCAUUAUCA